CCCCCAAUUUUGUGAACUUUUUCAAAAUUGACAAUAUACUAAGAAACUCGCCUAGCCGAAGCCCGAGUAUUAACAGAGUCGGCCCCUAUCAAUUUUCCGUCAAAAAAACAUGGAAAAAUCCAUUCAUUAAGAGAGUCGGCCCCUAUCAAUUGUUUCGUUGAAGAAGUCCGUUCUCCUUCUUUCCAUCGCCCAUUGAUUUUUGCAGCUACUUCCUCUUCGUAAAUUCGAAAGAAAGGUUAGAAACUUGGUUCCAAUAUAAAUAACUUUGUCGGGUUAUCCAGAAAGCAAAUAAAAGCCACUGAAGUUUUCUCCUAAGCAACAAUUUUUCUGUUAUGACGAUGGAUGUGGAAUUCAGUGAAUCCAGGCGUCAGAGUGUUGAGGUGAGAGAUCAAGAUGAGCCUUCUACUCGUGAAAGGUGGGUAGGUGGAUAUGACGAUAUGGAAGAAGAUGAUCUUGACAAAUCGAGAGAGUCAAGCAAGCAUCGUGGUAGGGAAAAAAGCAAGAGCAACCGCAGAGAAGAUAAAGAUCAUAGACAUAAAGAUAGGGAAAGAUCCAAGACCAGUCAUGGUUCAAAGGAUAGCGGGAAAGAAAGUAAGGAUGAGAAAGAGCGAGUAUCUGGCAGAGAUAGGAGACAUGAAGAUAGAGAGAAGCCAGAAAAGGAGAAGAGCCACGACAAGGCUCGAGAGAGGGAUAUUGAAAAAGAGAAGUACAGAGAUAAAGAGCGUGAUAAAGAUCGCAAAGAUCGGGGAAAGGAAAAGGAACGAGAGCGUGAGCGUGACAGAGAACUGGAUAGGGAUGCAGAACGUGGAAGAGACAAAGAGAGGGUAAAAGAUAAGAGUAGAGAUAAGGACAAGGACAGAGAAAAGGAAAGAGAGAAGCAUAGAGAGCAUGGAAAGGAAAGGGACGCUGAUAGGGAUAAAAGUAAGAAUGUUGUUGAGAAAGAAAAGGGGAAGGAAAGAACUAGGGAGAAGGAGAGGGAUGCAGACCAAGAUAAGGAAAGGCAGAGGGACAAAGAUAGGGCAAGUCAUAAGCAGCGGGAUGAAGGUCAUGAGAGGAGCAAGGACUUGAGAAAGGAGGAUAAGUUUAGAUCUGACAGUGUAGAUAAUUGGGAUCGUGAUUCUGAGGAUGGAACUAUAGCUGUCAAGGAUCCACAACAUGCCGAUGGUGGAGAUGGUGGACCACACUCAUCUACAACGGAGCUGGAACUUCGCAUUAUGAAGAUGAAGGAAGAAAGAGUGAAUAAGAAGUCAGAAGGUGCAUCUGAGGUUUUGUCAUGGGUUAAUAGGAGCCGCAAGAUCGAAGACAGGAAAAAUUCUGAGAGAGAGAAAGCUCUACAGCUCUCAAAAAUUUUUGAAGAGCAGGACAACAUGAAUGAAGGAGAAAGUGAUGACGACAAUGAAAGGCAGUACAAUGGAAGGCAGAAUACUGCUCAUGACCUAGGUGGGGUUAAAGUUCUGCAUGGACUUGACAAAGUGCUUGAGGGUGGUGCAGUUGUUUUGACACUCAAAGACCAGAAUAUACUUGCUGAUGGUGGAGUUAAUGAAGAGGUUGAUCUACUUGAAAAUGUUGAAAUCGGGGAGCAGAAAAGGAGGGACGAUGCUUAUAAAGCUGCAAAAAAGAAAACAGGAAUUUAUGAUGACAAGUUUAAUGACGAGACUGGUUCUGAAAAGAAAAUCCUCCCGCAAUAUGAUGAUCAAGUUACAGAAGAGGGGAUAGCUCUUGAUGCAAGUGGACGCAUCUCUGGUGAAGUGGAGAAGAAAUUGGAAGAGCUUCGGAGAAGGCUUCAAGGGGGUUCAAAAAGUAAUAAUGCUGAGGAUCUCAAUGUCUCUGGCAAGAUAUUGUCAGACUAUUACACUCAAGAAGAAAUGCUUCAAUUUAAGAAGCCCAAGAAAAAGAAGUCACUGAGGAAGAAAGAGAAGCUGGACAUUGAAGCACUUGAGGCAGAAGCUAAAUCUGCAGGACUUGGUCUUGGGGAUCUUGGUUCUCGAAAAGAUGGGAGAAGGCAGGCUCUUAAGGAGGAACAGGAAAGAAAUGAGAGUGAGAUGAGAAGCAGUGCAUACCAGUCAGCUUUAGCGAAGGCAGGUGAGGCAUCUAAAGCACUUCGUCUGGGCCAGACUCAAACAAUUGUAAAAGAGGAAGACGAUACUCCUGUGCUUGGUGAUGAUGACGAGGACCUCCGAAAAUCACUAGAAAGGGCAAGAAGAUUAGCUCUGAAAAAGCAAAGUGUGGAGGCAUCUGGUCCACAGGCAAUAGCACUUCUUGCUUCUUCCAGUGCCAAUGAUUUAGCUGCAGACAGACAAAAUCCAGCAUCUGCAGAGGCACAAGAAAGCAAAGUUGUCUUCACAGAGAUGGAAGAAUUUGUCUGGGGUCUGCAGCUUGAUGAAGAAGCGCAGAAGACUGUUGCUGAAGAUGUUUUCAUGGAGGAAGAUAUAGCCCCCAAUGUUCCAGAGCUGGAGCCUGAAGAAGAAGAAGAUGGUGGUUGGUCAGAGGUAAAGGAAAUCAGGGGAGAAGAAAUUCCAGAAAUUAAGGAAGAGGAGGUAGUUCCAGAUGCCAUAAUUCACGAAGCUGCUGUUGGGAAGGGAUUAUCUGGUGCACUGAAGCUUUUGAAAGAGCGAGGAUCACUGAAGGAGACUGUUGAAUGGGGUGGUCGAAACAUGGACAAGAAAAAGAGCAAGCUUGUUGGCAUUCAUGAUGAUGAGGGACCAAAAGAAAUACACAUUGAGAGGACAGAUGAAUAUGGACGAAUUUUGACUCCAAAGGAGGCUUUUCGAAUACUUUCACAUAAAUUCCAUGGGAAGGGGCCUGGAAAAAUGAAACAAGAAAAGCGUAUGCGCCAGUAUCUGGAGGAAUUGAAGGUAAAGCAAAUGAAGAAUGCAGAUACACCAUCACUUUCUGUUGAGAGGAUGAGGGAGGCUCAGGCUCAACUGAAAACACCCUAUCUUGUCCUCAGCGGGCAUGUUAAACCAGGGCAAACUAGUGAUCCUAGAAGCGGUUUUGCUACGGUUGAGAAGGACCUCCCUGGCGGCCUGACCCCUAUGCUUGGUGAUAAAAAGGUUGAGUAUUUCUUGGGUAAACGGAAGCCUGAGCCUGGAGAUGCUGCUUUUCAGAAGAAGCCUAGAACUUGAAGUUCCAUUGGGAAAGUAGUGUUCGGUCGUGGUAUUCAGAACUUGAAAAUGUUUAAUUUUCAUCAUCUUGGCUAGUCAACCUCUUUUCUUCCUAUUUCUUCCGUAACUGCAGAUUUUGUCCAGUUAGUAGAUAAAAUUUCAACUAUAUUUUGCUCCGGGAUCAUUUCAUAUUUUUCCAUUGUGGUUCUGAGUAUACGUAAUGCGCAUUCAAGAUAUAGAAUUUACGGUACAUUUCUCUCU
Messenger RNA from Coffea eugenioides, 3365 nucleotides. Its product is annotated as SART-1 family protein DOT2. The record is from RefSeq and is a predicted model, not a curated record. Gene Ontology annotation, cellular component: U4/U6 x U5 tri-snRNP complex. Gene Ontology annotation, biological process: maturation of 5S rRNA; mRNA cis splicing, via spliceosome. Lineage: Eukaryota; Viridiplantae; Streptophyta; Magnoliopsida; Gentianales; Rubiaceae. Bases 333 to 3125 code for a protein of 930 amino acids. The transcript has 13 exons.